Messenger RNA from Ictalurus furcatus (blue catfish), 1976 nucleotides. RefSeq names its product PPARGC1 and ESRR induced regulator, muscle 1 (gene perm1b). The transcript has 4 exons. Lineage: Eukaryota; Metazoa; Chordata; Actinopteri; Siluriformes; Ictaluridae. Gene Ontology annotation, biological process: response to muscle activity; regulation of DNA-templated transcription. Bases 1 to 1932 code for a protein of 643 amino acids. Gene Ontology annotation, cellular component: cytoplasm; nucleus. The record is from RefSeq and is a predicted model, not a curated record.
AUGGAUGACUUAGAGCACAGUGUUGUAAUAGCAGAGCGAGACUGGGAGAGUUUUUAUGAAGAGAGUGAGGAAUGCUCUAUUCAACAGGCACGGCUUGCAAGCCUGGAUGAUUCAGGCUUCAGUGACACAGAUGAUGAGAAAAAUUCCACUCAAGAGCCUGUUUUCGAUCUCCAGAUCAAGCCUGACAAACCAAAUAAGGAGCCUGAUGCUACAGCAUUGACCCAGAGUGAAGAUGAUGACUAUAGUACACGAUUACAAAGUGAAUCUCUAGUAAACGAACAAAGCAUAGCCAACAAACCCAAAAGUAACACACAAGUCACCACUCCAGAUCACCCAAUGACCAACAAUUUAAGCCAUAAAGAUCCUGAAGAUACUCGAGACAAUGGUUCUACAUUAAUUCUGGAGGUGUGUUCAACAACUACUCCUUUAGAAAAGAUACAAGAGCAAGAGUAUCCAACAGAAAUGCAGGAAGAAUUGAAACUGCCCUCGCAGGAGGCACAGAAUCGGAAGGAAUCACAGAAGGAAAGUCUUGAAGCAGCUGUAGAUCCAAAUUGCCCAAUAUAUGCACUUUCAUCUUUUUGGGAUGAAGUGGAGAAGUUGACAAUAAAUGACAUUUUACAUCUUAGAUCAGCUCAUAACAGGUCUCCUAUGAGCGGAAGUGUAAUUACUGAGGACAGCGAUGUCCAUCUUGAAGAGAAAGGUCUGCUGACUUCUAAACAGGAUAGCGUGCAAGAAAGUAGCUUGAUGGAUGACUCGGCAGACUCUGACUAUUUCACGCAUGUAGAUGAAUCUAAACCAGACCGUUCAAGUUGUGAACUCUCUAAUCUCUCUGAUUUUGAUGAGGAGUUUCUACAAAUACUUAACAGAAGUCCUAGUCCUGAGCCUCAACAUGUCAAAGAACAGACUAAAAAAGUUAAGUCUACAUACAUGCCAGGCCAUGAAUUUGAUCCAAAUAAUGCGAGUGAAUCUCUAGACAUUCUAAAAAAAAGUCAUCAGGAUGGAAUCCCACAUUAUUUGUAUUCAGCUAUAGAGGUACAGAGCUUAUUUUUUACAUCUACUCAGGACAGUAAUGGGAAUCCUUUUAAAAUGGAAGUCAUCAGGAAAACACCUGUUUUAUCAUUUGACAAUACAGCAGAUAAUCAAUCCAUUUUAAGUUGUUCAGAGAUUUCGACUAAGGACAUUAAUGGAGCUGGUUCCUCGGACAGACUCAGCAGCACUGCUGUCUCAUUUCCAUUCGCAGAGAACUUGUCUGUAGGUGAGAUGUAUGAUGAUUUUUUCUCAAACUUUGAGGUUGGGAAUUUUCUCUUUCCUUCAACCCAAGAUAAGACUGUUCCCAUCUUCUCUGUCUCACGCUCAGUGGUGAGAGAUCUGGUGUUCCCUGUGGUGGAGGACCUCGAAUUUGACCCAGAUUUUGAAGAAGAUAAUAUGCCAAUAAGGGACACGACUUGCUUCGACAGCCAACCGGAAAUGUCUACUAGUCCCCCGGGAAUGCCAAACCUGUGCUUUUCCAUGAGCCAAAGAGGAAACUGGAGUAGUCUUUUCUCUCUGAGAAGAAUCAGAUUUACAGGAAAGGGGAGCACCUGGCACCACAAAGUCAGCUCUUGGAUUUUCCCAAAAGAAGCAAAAAAGGCAACAUCAUAUGUCUCAAGAGCCCAACAAAUAGCACCACCCAUGCAAGUGGAGAACAAAUCCCUCCUACAACUGGCAGAGCCACAGAAGCAUGCUGUACUUAUUUCAAAAGACGUUCUCUUUUCUAUAAAGCAGGCAGACAUGUGCCUGGUUUGUAUUGCGUUUGCUUCCUGGGUAUUGAAAUCCUCUAAUUCACAGUCUACAGACAUGUGGAAAACAGCUCUCCUGGCAAAUGUAAGUGCAGUCUCGGCCAUCCAGUACUUGCGGAAAUAUAGAAGAGGACAGAUCUGGGAUGAUCCAUGAUGUCUUUUCCAAAAAGUUCUCAGAAGGGACCAGUAAAAAAAACA